This is a messenger RNA of Carassius gibelio (silver crucian carp), 1611 nucleotides long. RefSeq names its product C-type lectin domain containing 14A (gene clec14a). The transcript has a single exon. Bases 59 to 1162 code for a protein of 367 amino acids. Gene Ontology annotation, biological process: positive regulation of axonogenesis. The record is from RefSeq and is a predicted model, not a curated record. Gene Ontology annotation, molecular function: calcium ion binding. Gene Ontology annotation, cellular component: cytoplasm. Lineage: Eukaryota; Metazoa; Chordata; Actinopteri; Cypriniformes; Cyprinidae.
CUCACAGGGGCAGCUAAGAAAGCAGACAGUUUCAUUUAGUUCCAGUCCGCGUGCAGACAUGGAGCUCUGGACAGGAUUAUAUCUUGUGAGCUUCAUCAACAUGGCACGUUGUUUGCUCGAAUCGUCCUACACUGUUCAUUUAAACAAACUCUCAUUUGACAAAGCUCAGAAUUACUGCAAACCUGGAGGUUUCUUGACCAACAUUCCAAACAAGAAGGAAAUGGACAAGAUUCUGAAAACAAUCUGGGAUACGAAUAGCAAAACCAACAAGUCAUUUUGGAUUGGACUGAAGAUUGAUAAAGGGGUUUGUGUUCAAUCGCAUUUACCUCUUCAAGGUUUCUACUGGACGGUGGACAACAGCACUCAAUCUGAUGUCAAAAUCUGGAAAGCCCAACCUACAACUACUUGCUCAACUUUACGCUGUGGGCUGCUUUCAGUGGAAUACAGUGACUCCGGUGCAAAAAGCAAUGGGUCUGAGGAUGUUUCCUGCAAACAGGAACAUCCUUUCAUUUGCAAACGAAACGUCAAGCUGGUGUGUCCUCGACCAGAAAUACUCGGCCAACAUGACAUGAUUGAGCCACUGAAUGAUCCGUACACACGUCAGAUUGUUUGCCAAUCUGGUGCUAGGUUCAAUCUGACAUGCUCCAAAGAUCUAGUCUGGACUCUAGUCGGCGACAAAAAUGUGGAUAUAUCGCAACUCUGCCUGGAGUGCAAAAGAGGCUACAGGAGGGAUGCGUCCGGAAACUGUGUGGAUGUAGACGAAUGUAAAGAAUCCAAUACAUGCCAGGAACAAUGCCUGAACACAGAAGGCUCCUACAAAUGUAUAUGUUCGCACAAUGACGAUGGAAUCUGUAAUGGAUCGGCAAAUUCAAACAUAAACAGGGGCAAACCUGUGUUAACUCAACCUACAUCUCUGCCUGAUGUGGUCAGAAUGAAUGAGACAGUCGUGCAUACUGACGAGAGCGUUGGAGACAUUUCAAAUAUCAUAGUACCUGUGAUUAUAGCUCUGCUGAUUUUCAUAGUGCUGCUGGUGAUCGUGGCAGCCAUCGUGAAAGGCUGCCUGAGGAGGAGAUCCAAUAAACAAGCCCGGAGGAAGGCAGAGGCUGUGGCUCUAAAUGGAUCCAGCUCCAUGGAGAAGGUGAAUGAAAAAGAGGAAACCUAAGUGGGAGAGACUGUGCAAAUGUAAAAGAUAAUUCAGUGUGACAUGCAGAAGACAGAGGGUGCUUACUGCAAGAUAUUCCCCUCUCAGAACAUUUGGGUGUGAUGUUUGAAGUCACAAGAGUGCUGUGUAAUUACUGCCUUUGAAUUUCAUUUGCAUUUUCGUCUCACAGUUGAAAUCAGGGUCUUUAUUCCACUGUGGAUUUUGAAAUCCUAUCUAGGUCACAUCGAAGGUAGUUAGAUUUAUGAGAAGCCUACUCUGUAUUUGUUUACUCUUUCAUUGCUUAUAUUUAAAUGCACCUAUGAGGAGAUGUAAGAACUGUAGAUUAUAUUGUUAAUAUUGCAAUUAGAUGUGUUUUCUAAUUAUAUAUUUCUAUGUUUCACAACAUCAAAGUUUUAUACGUGUCUUUUUAACUGAUGUGUUAGACAAAUAAAGAUGGAUGUUUAAGCUGU